ACUGUAGUCAUCGAGUUUGUUGUGUCGAUGGAGCAGUUGACGUGAAGUGGGUUUCGCUUUUCGCCCCGCUUUGUGUUCAAGGUGGUUUUCGAAUGGAUUUUACCACUGGAGAAGUGUAAAUACGGAAGGCUGCAAAUAAGGGAUAAAAAGGACUCGUUGGAAAUAGGUGAAUUCCUCCUGCACACUUUUACGCUCCGGAAUUUUAUUGAAUUCAUAAUUGUGACACGUCAACAGCCAUGAGUGUAAGCACGUCGAAAGUAACGUUUAAAAUCACGUUGACGUCGGACCCCAAGCUGCCGUUUAAGGUAUUGAGUGUUCCCGAGGCGACACCAUUCACGGCCGUUCUUAAAUUCGCUGCUGAGGAAUUCAAAGUGCCGCCCGCGACAAGCGCCAUUAUCACAGACGAUGGUAUCGGAAUUAGUCCACAACAGACGGCGGGAAAUGUCUUCUUGAAACACGGAUCGGAAUUGCGUUUGAUACCGCGCGAUAGGGUCGGCUAAGUCGAUCGGAAUAUGCAUAGCUGAAAUUCAAGAUGUAUUUUAUCAUGAAAUCUAAUUUUUUCGAUUUGUUUAUUUGUAAAGUAAAUUUUAUAUUCCACACGA
Hermetia illucens (black soldier fly) is the source of this 602-nucleotide messenger RNA. RefSeq names its product ubiquitin-fold modifier 1 (gene Ufm1). The transcript is spliced from 3 exons. The coding region runs from base 237 to 500 and encodes 87 amino acids. Lineage: Eukaryota; Metazoa; Arthropoda; Insecta; Diptera; Stratiomyidae. Gene Ontology annotation, cellular component: nucleus; cytoplasm. Gene Ontology annotation, biological process: protein K69-linked ufmylation. The record is from RefSeq and is a predicted model, not a curated record.